This is a messenger RNA of Artibeus jamaicensis (Jamaican fruit-eating bat), 1098 nucleotides long. RefSeq names its product POU class 2 homeobox associating factor 2 (gene POU2AF2). Lineage: Eukaryota; Metazoa; Chordata; Mammalia; Chiroptera; Phyllostomidae. The transcript is spliced from 5 exons. The record is from RefSeq and is a predicted model, not a curated record. Gene Ontology annotation, molecular function: POU domain binding; DNA binding. Bases 1 to 1098 code for a protein of 365 amino acids.
AUGAAGUCCAAACUCCUUCACACAAGAAACUUCAUGACCGAGCCCCGCUCAUAUUAUUUCCCCAGGCGCACUGCCUGCCACAUCCUCCCUCACCCGCCUCUCUGUCCGUGCCUGCAGCCGUCGCCCAUGCUGCCCUCUACGCCUGAACGUCCCUGCCCACUUUGCCGCCUCCGCAGAACCCUGGUCUCAGCUCGGUGUCACCCCGCCUUCCCCAGCUCCCACCCACACACAGAGGACGGACACGUCCCAGGAGACUACAGCAAACGAGUGUAUCAAGGUGUAAGAGUGAAGCACACAGUCAAAGAUCUACUGGCAGAAAAACGAUCCAGGCAAACGAGUAAUUCAAGAUUUAAUGGCAGCGCCGGCUCCCCUCCGUCUCCGUUCGUCCAGAUGCCAGGUUCACCGGUCAUGUCAGGUUACUAUGGUGUCAGAAGAUCUUUCCUCUCUGACUCGGACUUCCACAACACCAAACAAUUUGCAAACGACCUCUCCACCUCCAGUGUGGCGAAGUCCUUCCCCUGCGAAUCCUCCGCGGGCCAGAGCCACCCCGCCCUCCUGGAUUCUUACUUCCCGGAGCCCUACGGGGACCACCGCCCGCCGGCCCUGACGCCCAGCACCGGCCCGCUGAUGGGCGCCUCGCCUCUGCCGCCACUCCUGCCGCCCCCCUUCCCCAGCGACCCCACACACUUUGUGCUGAGAGACUCGUGGGAGCAGACAGUGACGGACAGCCUCAGCCCGCUGGAUCCUGUGCCCACCGAUGCCCUGCAGACCUUGCCGCCCAGCAUGAGCUGCCUCUCCCAGCUGGAGUCCAGCGGCAACCCCCAGCACAGGAACUCCAGCUGGGGGAGCCCCAUGGCUGGGGCUCAGUCCUACUCGUUGCAUGCACUGGAGGAUCUGUAUCACACCCCUGGGUACCCUGCCCCACCCCCGUACUCCUUCGCCUCCUUCACAGCGAUGUCCAAUGACCUACCACCCAAGGCGGUGCCCCUGGCCCCAGAUGAGGGGGCAGAUGCCUCUGCCCCUCAGGGCCCUUCACCAUGGACCAAAGAAGAUGGGAACAUGGUGUGGGGGUCGUACGAAUGCCGCAGAGCUUACUGA